Molecule: messenger RNA, 939 nt
Organism: Scaptodrosophila lebanonensis
Lineage: Eukaryota; Metazoa; Arthropoda; Insecta; Diptera; Drosophilidae
Exons: 2
Coding region: 1-720 (239 amino acids)
Source: RefSeq, a predicted model, not a curated record
AUGCCCAAAGCGAGGAGAAUGCUGUUCGCGUUGCUGCUUGGUCUGUGGCUUCUGUGGCUACAGGAGGCGCAUGCUCUGGCCAUCACCAAUGGCCACUGCCAGAAGAACAUAAGUGUCAAGUAUCAGGUGCCAGUAACCAGAUCUCGGGCCAACGAGAGCAACAAUAGCGACAAUGACACCGAGGCCGGGGAACAGUUCAUUGUGUAUGAGGAGCGCGUGCGCUGGGACACUGUGCAGGUGUGUUGUCCCGGCUAUCGCACCAUUAUCUUUGGCUUUUGUGAGCCCAUCUGCACCGAGCCCUGUCCCACGCACAGCUACUGUGUGGAGCCGAACAAGUGCCACUGCCUGCGCGGCUACGAGCAGUCGCAUCACGCCAACCGACAGCACCAGCUCAUCUGUCGACCCAUCUGUCUCGGCGGAUGUCCGGAGCACAGUCACUGUGUGGCCCACAACGAGUGCGAGUGCCGCGUCGGGUACAAGGAUGUGAGUAGCUGGUUCGCACCAUUACGCUGCCAGCGGAUACAAUGCGGUCCAGAUCAGCGUUACGAUGUGGCGCGACGCGCGUGCGUCAAGAUCGAGAUGAGCAUGGAGGAGCUGAUGCAGCGGGUAGCCGAUCGCUUGGCACACGGUCUGGACCUGGACAACGAAAGCGAGCGGCCGGACAGAGACGAGAUGGAGGUUUACGAGCAGCCCUAUUCUAGUGUGAAGAAUGAGAGCUAAAUUGUUUACCCAGAAAUAUAUUCGAUGUGAAAGCUAUACCUUAUUGUUAAAGGUCUUAAUUUUCUUCAAUUAACGAUAGAAGACGAUCAUCAAAUAAGUGUUAGCGUUAGGCGAGAAAUGGAAAGGAAGCGCUUACACCUAAUUUAUAGAAAAUUUUUUUAAAGAUAUAAUACAACUAAGUUUUUCAAAAAGCAUCUUCAUCUUAUGAAAGAAGUCUGG